Messenger RNA from Urocitellus parryii (Arctic ground squirrel), 5750 nucleotides. It is a transcript of the gene Wdr90, whose product is annotated as WD repeat domain 90. Gene Ontology annotation, molecular function: protein binding. The record is from RefSeq and is a predicted model, not a curated record. Gene Ontology annotation, cellular component: centriole. Lineage: Eukaryota; Metazoa; Chordata; Mammalia; Rodentia; Sciuridae.
AGAAGCGGGAAGCGUGAGCUGCCCGGCCAUGGCCAGAGCGUGGCAGCACCCGUUCCUCAACAUCUUCAGAUACUUCAGGGUGGACGAGUGGAAGCGGUCCAGCAAGGAGGGCGAUGUGUCUGUGGUGACGGACAAGGCCCUUAAGAGUACCGUGUAUCGCAUCCAGGGCUCUGUCUCUGCCAGCAAUUACAUCCUGCUUCCCAAAACUAGCACCCAGUCCCUGGGGCUAACUGGGAGAUACCUGUAUGUGCUCUUCCGGCCUCUGCCCACCAAGCACUUUGCCAUCCACCUGGACCUGUCCACCGAGGAUGGCCAGGUCAUCCGUGUGUCAUUCUCCAGCCUCUUCAAGGAGUUCAGGUCCUCUGCCACUUGGCUGCAGUUCCCUUUUGUCUUUGAGGCUAGGACAUCCAGGAAAGACCUAGCAGGUGUGGCCCCCCCUUGUGCCCGCUGGACCUGCCUACAGCUCGACCUGUGUGACAUCUUGUCAGUCUACCUGAGCCGGCGCUACGGCCACCUCAAGAGUGUCAGGUUGUGUGCCAACCUGCUGGUCAGGAACCUCUACACCAGCGACCUGUGCUUCGACCCCACUGUCAGUGUGGCUGAGGCUCGGAGGGCAAAGCUGCCAGUCACCCCUGUGCCUCGAGAAAUGGCUUUCCCAGUGCCAAAGGGGGAGAGCUGGCAUGACCGCUACGUGCAUGUCCGGUUUCCCAGGGACAACCCGAAAGUGCCUUCCCAGCUGGUCCAGAAGAGUGAUUCCCCUAUUGCAGCAGUCUUCUUGGGGCCAGCACCACGACUUCCUCCUCCCCCAGUGGUCUUUGAAGAGCCCAUGCAGAAUGUGUCCCCACUGGUCCAGAUGUCCAGCCCCACAGCCCCUCCCCAGUUUCCCUCAGCACCCAGUCUCCUUCCAGAAGCCAGCCUGUCCUGUGAGCACUCAGAGGUGCCCAGGGUCAGUGGCCUUAACACCAGUACCCAAGAUCCCAUCACCUGGGCAGAGGCUGCUGACAUGCACACAGUGGUCAGUAAUGGCCAUGUGCUUGCCCACAAGUCGACUGAGAUGCCUGUGGCUCUUGAUGCUGGCUCCUGCAAGCAUUUUCUCCCAGACCCAAUUCUGAGGCUCAAGGGUGUCAUUGGCUUUGGGGGUCACAGCACCAAAUGGGCCCUGUGGACCAAGGAUGGGACGUCUGUUGUUUACCCCUGCCAUGCCGUCAUUGUUGUCCUGCACAUUGACACUGGGGAGCAGCGCUUCUUCCUGGGCCACACAGACAAGGUCUCUGCCCUGGCCCUGGAUGGGAGCAGUGCACUGCUGGCCUCAGCCCAGGCACAGCCCCCCAGCGUGGUGCGGCUCUGGGACUUCCAGACUGGGGGAUGCCUGUCCCUGUUCCAGAGCCCAAUGCAUACCAUCUACUCCCUCAGCUUUUCUGGCAGCGGAGCUCUUCUCUAUGGCGUUGGCAAGGAUGGCCAUGGCAGGACGGUGGUGGUGGCUUGGAGCACCGGCCAGGUGGGCCGUGGUGGCCAGGUAGUGGUUCUUGCCAAGGUGCACACUGACCUUGACAUCCAGGCCUUCCGGGUUGCCUUUUUUGAUGGAACCAGGAUGGCCUCCUGUGGGCGAGGAAGCCUACGGCUGUGGCGGCUGCGUGGUGGGACGCUACGCUCUUGUUCCGUGGACCUGGGAGAGUACUGUACACUGGAGCUCACUGACCUUGCCUUCGUGCAGGCCCCGGAUGGCCACCGAGCACCUUUGGACUACACACUCUAUGUGUGCAGCCGUAAUGGCCACAUCUUGGAGAUUGACCACCAGCGCAUGGCUGUGAGGUGCAUUCACCGCCUGUUGCCCUCACGGACCCCUGGCAGCUCCCUCCCCCAGAAGUCGACUUUCAGCUCAGGCCUGGGCAUUGCCAUCAGCAGCCUCAGCAUCUCCCCAACUGUCUGCGCUGUGGGUUCUGAGGACGGCUGUCUGCGACUCUGGCCCCUGGACUUCUCAUCACUGCUCCUGGAGGCAGAGCAGGAAGGCCCUGUCAGCUCCGUCUGCUUCAGCCCCGAUGGCCUGCGUGUGCUGUCCACCACCUCCUCAGGCCACCUGGGCUUCCUGGACAUCCCAUCCCAGGAGUACACUGUGCUGGCACGCUCCCACAUGGCCCCCGUGCUGGCAAUCUCCACAGAGCGGAGCCGUGGACAGCUGGCUACUGUGUCCUUGGACCACACUGUCCGCAUCUGGGACCUGGCCACCCUACGGCAGCUGUAUGACUGCACAUCCUCUGAUGAGGCCCCCAGUGCUGUUGCCCUCCACCCCAAGAGCCCAGCCGUCUUCUGUGGCUUCAGCAGCGGGGCUGUGCGCUCCUUCAGUCUGGAGACAGCUGGGGUCCUGGCAGAACACACGUGUCACCAUGGAACCAUCACUGGCCUGGUUGUCACCCCCGAUGGCAACUUCCUGUUCAGCUCCUGUUCCCAGGGCUCCCUGGCCCAGUACAGCUGUGCUGUCUCCCAGUGCCCCAUCCUCUGUGUAGCAGUGAACGCGGUGUGCCAGGAUGCCCACCCAGGCCCCAACACCCUGGCAGUCAGUGGGGACAGCCGCCUGUUGGCCUUCGUGGGCCCCUCUAAGUACACAGUGACAGUCAUGGACUCAGCCUCCCUGAAUGAGCUGCUGCGGGUUGAUGUCAGCACCCUGGAUCUGGCCAGCAGCCACCUGGACUGGGCUGUGGCCAUCUGCUUUGGGCCUGCAGCCCUGGGCCACCUCCUGGUGUCCAUCUCAUCCGACAAGGUUGUGGUUCUUGAUGCCUUGUCAGGACGCACCAUCCGGGAGCUGCCCAGUGUCCGUCCCAUAGUCUGCUCCUCCCUGGCCCUCAGUGAAGAUGCCCACUUCCUGCUGACAGCCACCAGCCGGGCCAUCAGGGUGUGGAAUUACUGGACACAGGCUGACUCCAGCUGCCAGGUGUACAUUGGCCACUCAGAGCCAGUGCAGGCUGUGGCCUUCACCCCAGACCAGCAGCAUGUAAUCAGCGUGGGGGACGCCAUCUUUCUCUGGGAUGUCCUGGCCACCCCUGACAGUGGCCGAAGCAUGCCCAGAGUGCCCCUAGCCCAUGAGGUUGGCCCAGGUCCCGGGCAGCUGGAGGGUGCAGCAUGUGGGGCCGACGGGCUCCCCCGGCAGCAGGUGCCUGUGCCAUCUCAGGGACCCCCACCGAGGCUGGACAUGUGUGCCAUGCCCCCUGAGGGCAAUGAUGGUACGUUCUGCAUGUCCAAUGAGGAAGAGCUCUGCAAGGAGAGCCAGGGCCCACCCGUGCUUGUGGAGAGGGAGACUGGUGGGGCUGGCAGUGCGACCUGGGGGUCUGUGAGGAGAUCCCAAGGACUCUUCAUAUCUCCCCUUUGCCACAGCUGGUCCAGUACCCGGAGCAUCCAGGAAGCGAGGGCUCAGCCUCUAGCCCGCCCAGAUUCCUACAAGCACUUCAUGGCUCGCUAUAAGGCCUCCACACUGGCCGAGAGCACCUCCUUCCCUCCUGAGGGUGCCAAGCAACUGCGCCUGAGAACCGUGGUGGGCUACAAUGGGAACGGGCGGGCCAACAUGGUCUGGAAGCCGGACACAGGGUUCUUUGCCUAUACCUGUGGCCGCCUGGUGGUGGUGGAGGACCUGCACUCUGGUGCCCAGAAGCACUGGCUUGGCCACCCUGAGGAGAUCUCCACACUGGCCCUCAGCCACAACUCCCAGGUCCUGGCUUCUGCAUCUUGCUGCAGCAGUGCAGCCGCCCGCUGCCAGAUCCGCAUCUGGGAUGUGCCUGAGGGCCUCUGCCAGCAGCUCAUUUCUCACCACAACACUGCCGUGCAGGCACUGGCCUUCUCACCAGAUGACAAGCUUCUUGUGUCACUGGGGGACUAUGGUGACUGCACACUGGCCUUGUGGAACACAGCCACCUAUGAGCUCGUGUCCUCUGCCUGCCUCCUGGAGUCCAUGCAUGGUGUGGCCUUUAACCCCUGGGAUGCCAGUGAGCUUACCUGCGUGGGCACAGGUUCUGUUGCCUUCUGGUUCCUGCAGCAGCGUGGAGCAGACGUGAACCUCCAGAUGCACAGAGAGCCAGUCCCUGAGGAGGUGGGGGCAAUGGAGCUUACCGCACUCUGCUAUGGGGCUGCUCCCCUGCUGUACUGUGGCUCCAGUUCUGGCCAGGUCUGUGUCUGGGACACAUGUGUUGGCCGCUGCUUCCUGGCCUGGGAGGCAGAUGAUGGCGAGAUUGGGGUGCUGCUGUGCUUGGGUUCAAGGCUGGUCAGUGGUAGCAACACUAAACGGCUGCGCCUGUGGUCCGUGGGGGCUGUGCCAGAGCUGAGACGCAAGGGCUCUGGUGCCAGGUCCAGCUCUGUGUUCAUGGAACACGAGCUGACCCUGGAUGGGGCUGUGGUGAGUGCCAGCUUCGACAGCAGCAUGGACAUGGGCAUCGUGGGCACCACGGCUGGCACACUGUGGUAUGUCAGCUGGGCUGAGGGAAGUAGCACCCGCCUCGUCAGCGGCCACAGGAGCAAGGUGAACGAGGUGGUCUUCAGUCCAGACGAGUCUCACUGUGCCACAGGGGGUGAGGACGGCAGUGUACGGGUGUGGUCCUUGGCCAGCAUGGAGCUGGUGAUUCAGUUCCAGGUGCUGAACCAGAGCUGCCUCUGUCUUGCAUGGAGCCCCCCAUCCUGUGGACAUCCAGAGCAGCAGCAGGUGGUGGCCGGCUACAGCGAUGGCACACUGCGCGUAUUCAGCAUUGCCCGUACCUCAAUGGAGCUCAAGAUGCAACCCCACCGGGCUGCCCUUAUGGCCCUGGCCUUUUCCACUGAUGGUCAAACCAUCCUCUCUGGAGACAAGGAUGGGGUUGUGGCUGUGAGCCGCCUCCGCACAGGGAUAACCUUCCGUGUGUUGAGUGACCACCAGGGUGCCCCCAUCUCUACCAUCCAGAGCACAAGUAAAAAGUAUGGAGAUCUAGGGGUGGAGGGUACAGACCUGUGGCUGGCUGCUAGCGGGGACCAAAGGAUCAGCGUCUGGGCCUCUGACUGGCUGCGGGAUUGCUGCGACCUCCUGGACUGGUUGAGCUUCCCAGCACCUGCCACCUUGGAGGCCUCAGGCCUCCCUCCACCCUCCCUUGCUGCCUUCUGCCCUUGGGAUGGGGCACUGCUGGUGUGCGUGGGCCUCGGUGCACAUGAAGAGGUGGUCUUCUACAGCCUCCGCCAGAAGCAGGUGGUGGAGAAGAUGUCAUUGCCCUUCUUUGCCAUGUCCCUGAGCCUGUCUCCAGGGGCACGCUUCAUAGCCAUUGGCUUUGCUGAAUGCACACUGAGGCUCUUGGACUGCAUGUCAGGGGUAGCCCAGGACUUCACCGGCCAUGAUGACUCUGUGCAUCUGUGCAGGUUCACCCCAUCUGCCAGACUGCUCUUCACAGCUGCCCACAAUGAGAUCCUGGUGUGGGAGGUCAUGGGCCAUGGAUGCAGAGUGACUGCAGUCUUAGGUCCCUAAUGGCCUGCUGGGCACCCACAGAAAAGCCAGGUUGGGAUCGUGGCAUGCAGAGCCAGAUGGCCUGGACAGGCUGGGACUCAGCACCAAGUCAUCAGCACCAAGCUCCCUUGAAUUCGAGUGACCAGAACAGACAAUAGGGCGUGGGAUGUAGCUCAGUGGCAGAGACUUGUCUAGCAUGUAUGAGGCCCUGGUUUCUAUGCCCAGCACUAAAAACAAAAAGACCUGUUGCCUUUUACUCUAAGGAGUUGUUGAUGUUCCUAUCUUUUAGAAUUUAAAUAAA